Molecule: messenger RNA, 7013 nt
Organism: Phlebotomus argentipes
Lineage: Eukaryota; Metazoa; Arthropoda; Insecta; Diptera; Psychodidae
Product: serine-enriched protein-like
Exons: 12
Coding region: 1-4158 (1385 amino acids)
Molecular function (GO): protein binding
Source: RefSeq, a predicted model, not a curated record
AUGCGGAGCCACCUGUUUCGCGACGAGGUGCGAAGAAGGGCGCAGCAUGGGGACACCACAACUCAGAACACACUUGCGCCCAUUCACACAUUCGACGCUCGGCGGACAGAUCGGGAGAGUGGGCAGCUCAUCCGGCGGCCAAGGGAGUCCCCAUUGGGAGCCAGAGUGUGUCUAAUUAGGUUGUCGAUUUUUCCGUUGAAGCGCAAGCAGAUUCAUCGAUUUGGCUAUAAAAGCCCCGUCGCUGUGUGCGUGAGCGCGUGUCGUGGUGUGCGAGCUUCUAAUACCCUGGUCGAACCUCACCCCGCGCUUAAUCCCCAGCGAGGAGCAGACGCUGCAACAGGUAAAAAUGCUAAGGGUGUUGCUAUUGCGUCAAAUCGCCAGCAUGGCUGCGAGGGUGACUCUCAGCCUCUCGAGCCCUUUCCAUUGCCACAAACUGGGCCGGAUGAGACACUCCAGUUCUCAUGGCAGGAUGUUGUGGGGGGCCACUCAAUUUCGCCUGGCAAGGAGGAUAUUUGCAUUAGGGACACCAUGGCAACAGCGCUUCCCACCGCCGUGCCGUACCAUCCGUCGCUCUUCAGCAUGACGGCGGCCUCAUUUCCCGAGGCUUUUCCCUCCACUUCCGCCGGCUAUGGCGGCUGCUUCGACUCCGAUCUGUCCAUCUUCGAGAACAAGAGCGGCCUGGCGGAGGACAUGAAGUUCCUGGCCUCCAUGCCAGAGCUCUGCGACGUGACGUUCCUCGUGGGAGAGACGCGGGAGCCAGUCUGUGCUGUGAAGGCUGUCCUGGCGGCGCGCUCGAGGGUCUUCCAGAAGCUCCUGUACCAGGCGCCGUCGCCGCAGAGGCGCAAGGAGCCGCCGCAGCGCGAGAACAAGCUCAGGCUCUUCCUCAAGCGCUCCUCGGAGCCGCUGCUGAACCUGCAGAACGCCGCCCAGCAGAGAAGUGGAUUUACGCAACAGUUAGCGCCAAUACCAGAGCCAACCGGACAUCAGCACCAGACGCUGAUCAUUGAGGAAUUCGAGCCGGACGUCUUCAGGCAGCUGAUCGAGUACAUUCACACCGGCGGCGUGACGCUGCAGCCGCGGACGCUGCUGGGCGUCAUGAACGCCGCCGACUACUACGGCCUGGAGGAGCUGCGCAGAGCCUCCGCCGGAUUCGUGCAGUACUGCAUCAACGUGGACACGGUGUGCGCCUUGCUGGCCUCCGCUGAGCGCUACAUCCAGUACAAGUGCACCAAGAACCUCGUGCAGAAGGUGCUGGAGUUCGUGGACGAGCACGGGAACGAGGUGCUGAAUCUGGGUAGCUUCACCCUCCUGCCGCAGCACGUGGUGCGACUGAUCCUGGCCAGGGAGGAGCUCAGAGCCGAUGAAUUCACCAAGUUCCAGGCGGCUCUCAUGUGGAGCAAGAAGUACUGCGACAGCAGCCCGGCGAACCCUCUGAAGGAGAUCCUGGGCAACUUCCUGGAGUACAUCCAGUUCCACAAGAUACCGGCGAAUGUGCUGAUGCGGGAAAUCCACCCACUUGGCCUUGUGCCGUAUUCGAUCAUCAUGAACGCACUGGCCUUCCAAGCUGAUCCCGCCAGUGUGGAUCCGGGAAAGUUGUCGCCCAACUCCAGCCGAGUGCGACGAGCGAGACACGCAAAGGGGCGCUCCAUGUCCGUGCAGAGCUCCCUCGAUCCCUAUGGCUCCAACACCACGCUCAGCUCCACCGGCAGCAGCGACCCGCCGAACGGGGCCAGCAGCAACUAUCCGUCUGAGCGCAAGAGCAGCUCCUCGGCCUUUGCGCCGACGUCCGGUCAGCUCAACCUGGCCAUCGAGCGCGUGGGCAGCAAGAGGAGUCCCAGCGGAGUGUCGCCACACGACAGCAAGAGCCCCAGCAGCACGUCCCAGAAGAGCCCCAUGUCCCUGUCGCGCCAGAACACCGUCCGGCAGUCGCACAGGCGAAAGAACAGCACGACGCCGUCGCUGAACUUGCAGGGCCGGCGGAGUCCCUGCGGAGCCGCGCCCGAGCAGCGCAGUCCGCAGGGGCGUCGCAGCCCCGUCUUCCUCAGCUACGAGCCGUCGCGCUCGGGACACAGAAGUCCCACGGACAGGAGGAGUCCCACGUCCUCCAUUCACGUGCAGCAGCAGUCCGGACACCGGAGCCCCAUCGACUACGAGCGACGGAGCCCGUUGUCCGGCGUGGCGCCUCCGCUGGACCGGCGGAUGUCAGGAGGAGUUUCGCCGGAUGAGAGGAGAACUUCUCUGCAGCAAUCCCUGAUCCUCGGGCGACGCAGCCCCAUUGGAUUCUCGCAAGGCAUGAUGAUCCCGCUCACGCCCAGCCGGAGUCCCACGGUGCCAAUCCCACCCAUUACGAUCUCCAACCCUUCGGAGACCAUCGCCAUCAUCCAGCGCCAGGUGGAGAGCAACGUCGAGUCCUCGGCGGACGAGAAGAGUCCGCCGCCGGCGGAGCGGAAGGAGAAGACCAGCGUCAUGCGCGAGAUCCUGGCGUUCGUGCGGAAGCCAUCGAAGAAAGUCACCACGCGAUCCAGCAGAUUCGCCGCGGCCUUCUCGAGAGCCGAGUCGACAUCAGGAAGUCCUCUGCUUCGCCAAAGCACCUUCUCUAGCGCCCCCACGGCGUCCAGCCGGGCGGCCAAGAGUGCUGUGACAAAGCAGAUGUCGGAGGUGAGCUUAGAGCCGAAAAUGUCGCAACGCUUCAAGAAUCUCGCUUACACGACUAAGCUGUCUCUGAGACUGCGGCGCUCGGACACCAGCAAAGCCAAGGAUGCCAAGAAGUCCAGCGGAGAAGAAGCCAGCGACGUGGAGAGUAUCUCAGACACAAAGGCAGUGGAGAAACUGGGAUCCAAACCAUCGCUGAACAAUGCAAACGGUGGAUUGUCGUUUGAGCUGGAGAACGUGCACUUCGAGAAGGUGGGCGAUUCCUACAUCAAGCACGAGCAGAUCCGCGAGGAGACCAUCGAGGAGUCCAGUCCGGUGAAGUCCGUCUCGAGCGGCGAGCGCCGUCCGGAGACGCUGGAGCCGAACGUGAUCGUGGUGAGCGGGAAGACGCCGCUGCAGGAGGAGACGGAGCGCAUUGAGGAGCUGAAGCGGAGCCUCCUGAGCCUCCUGCCGCCGGUGGAGGGCAGUGUGGACGACCCCACACAGGAGGCGGCUGUGCCCGAGUUCACACUGGAGAAGCCUCAAGUGCCUGCCACGGCCAAGAUGCAGUGUCCCACUUUCGAAAUCGAGCCUCCGUCCAGGCGCGCCUCCUUCGAUCCGCCUCGGUCGCCCUAUCUGGAGAACCUACGCAGUCCGGCCGGCCGAGACGAUGCGAAUGGCGUGCGCAGGGAUUCGGGGGCGGAUAGUUUCGAAAUUGUGGACACGGAUCGCAAUCGUGAGUCCAGCUUUGAGGAUCGCUACUCCUCCAUCGACACGAGUUUCGAUAUAUCCAGGUACCACUCGACGAGUUACGAAGAUCAGACGUCCAGCUUCGAAAUGAUGGAAGCCACUCCCGGUGACAAGAGAUCACCUUUUGAUCUCCGUAAAUCGUCGAUUGAGCUCGUGGAUGUUGAAACGUUCCAGCAACGCUCAGGCGGCAGUAGCGACGGCCGGAAGUCCUCCCUGGAGACGCACUUUGACUACACGCUGCCCCACGGCAUGGCGAAGCACUUCCACUCCCGCAAGCACUUCCACCAGCGCGCCCUGCCACGGGCGCGAAGUCCUCUGUCGCAGCAAACCUCCUCCAAUUACAGCUCCCGCGACUCCUACGACUCCGCUUCCGAGCCGCUGGUGCAGAAGCGCUUCUCCGGCUCCAGGAGCCCUUUCGCCGAUCCCACGCGUCAGCACUAUCCUCUCCCGCCGCGCUCGCCCUGCACCGGCGCGGAUGGGGAGUCCUUCCUGUGCAUGGAUCAGCGCUGUGCCGCCAUCUUCGAGCCCAGGCCGCCGCGCACCUCGUCGCCCUAUCUCACCUGCUCCAGCGGCAGCGAAUUCGAGCCGCCGUCGCCGCGGCGCGCCUCCUCCGUGUCGCCCAAGCACACCUUCACGUUCCGCAUCGUGCUGAAGAAGGUGGAGAGCAGCCCGGACGAUCUGUGUCCGACGCGAGAGCCGCGCAGGGGGCGUGUGGAUCGCCACAAGAGGCGCGACAGCCGCCGCAAGAGACUCCUCGACACCGGCAAGAGUUUCUAGGAUCUAAGGAACAACUGUCCCACCAUCCUCGGUCCCGGUAUCCAAUGCCUUAUCCGCGGAAGGAUUUUCUGGUGAAAAUUCCUCUCACUCAGCAAAUGCGCUCGCUUGCAAUUCUCAUUUUAGCACACUCAAAUUAUUAGCAACUUUGCAACAAAACAAACAAAGAAAUGUAUGGUUGGAAGUUAAGUAAUUAUUAUGAAUUGUUGUUACUGUUUGCAAAACAUAAGCUAAUCAUAAUUGCAUUAUAUAUAUACAUAAUGAUAUUAGGACAAAACGUACACUGUGACAAUCCUCAAUGUUACUUAAUAGUGAGUGAAAAAUUAUAGAGAAAAAGAAAAUGAGAUGUUUAAGGAGUCUAUAAAUGACAAAUCUGAUAACGUUUGGCAAUGAUUUCGCAACAAAUUGAGUGUUUAUAAAACUCUACUUGUUAAUAUUCCUGUGAUUGCAUGACAAAAAGUGUUUCUUCAUGGACAUUAAACCCAGAUAAUCUUCAUCGUUGCAUUUGUCCCAUUGACUAAUUUUAAAUUGAUAAAAUAUCUUUGUAAAAUAGGGAAUAAGAAUAUUUAGUAACUCAAAUUGCAAUGUAGUGUUAUUUGUUACAUCAACCUCGAGAUGCUCAAUGUUUGGAACUUUAUUCGCUCCGAGUUGAAGAGCGAAGAGCAAAAAGGCCAAAAGAAAGGUGAAGAAGAAGAAAAAAACUGUAUAAAGAGAGAGAAUUACUUAAGAACUAUACACAAAAUGCCUCGUCAUAGAAAAAGAUAUUAGGACUUAUCAGUCAACAAUGAAGAAUGCGCGAACACGUAAAUUUGAGAUAUCACAAGGACAGGAAUUUUAUAUGUGCAACUUUAAUAUAUUUAUCGUAUAUUUACCAUGGAUUGAUAAUAAUUAUUCUAAAAGGAUAGGAUUGGGAUUGAGUGUGUGUGUUGAUGUGUUAUACAAACCAAACCAAAGACGCGUUACUUGAUAAAUCGGAGAGGAAUUUGAGAAGAAUAAUCACAUUAAUUACCUUUAACUGUGUGACUGUAACAUUUUAGCUAAACACGUAAUUUUAGCAGAAUUUAUGGAGAAAUUCAGUGACUUGCAAAGCCGUUUGACUUUCAAUAGUCGAAAAAGUUGAAAAAGACACUUUUUCCAAACCAAUCAUCUCUUUUUUUUACACAAAUUUAACUCCUUAAUUAUCUUGUCAGUGAUAUUUCAGCAAUUAGACUUAGAAAUUUUACUUUAUCACAAAACCCAAAUCGACGAGUGCCUCAAAAACUAUCAAAAGUCGAGCGAGUUCAAAAUUUAGCUCAAAAUACAGCUUCAAAAUUUGCUAAAUUUACUUCAAAACGCAUUCAAAACGUCCGUUAAAGUGCAAAUAUUGCUUUGUAUUUAUUAUUUUGUAAAUAUUUUAGUUGAUUUUAUUGGUAUUUAUUGGAGUUUUUGACUAGAAUCUUAAAAUAUUACUUUCCAAAGUCGAUUUUUAAUGGUCUUCGAGUCGAUUUUAUCCACACAAGUUCUAAAAAAUCAACUUUUCAUACUUUACUUAAACUUUUCUUUACACUUUUCAAGUAAAUUUUUUUAAAAGAUAUGAGAAAUCUUCAUUCAAAGAUUUAAAAGUCAACUAUUUAGGAUGAUUUUAAAAAUCUAACAUUAUUUACUGAAAAGGCGUUUUAUGCGUUUGACUGCAAUUUUUGAGACAUUUUUCUUGGAAAUAUUGUUCAGCGUAAAACAAUGAAUAUUCGUCUUUUCAUUCGCAAAACAUUAUAAUUUUUUCCCUUUGUGCUUUUUUGAUAAAUAAGAUUUUUUUUAUUAUUGUCUCAUGAGAUACAAAUCUGAAAAUUUUUGUAGCUUUUCAAAAAUAACAUAAGACGUAAACUAUGAACAAAUCGACUUUUCAUCGUUUUUCAAUUCACCCGUCGAAAUACGAAAACCCUUGUGAGCCACACGUUAAUUGUUUGUUCAAAGAUAGAAUAGAGGAAAAGGACAACUAAGAGGAUAGAAAGCAAAGAGAAUAUGUAAAUGAGAAUAUCUCCUUUUCAUGCCUUACAUGAUAUAAUCUUACAUUAUUGAUCGUAUAAAACAAUUUAUUGAGUAUUUCUAGAAGUUAUUGAAAUAUACAUUUUUACUAUAAUGUCCAAGAAUUGUUGCGCAUGUAGAGUUUGAUGAAACAAAAAUUCGAUGGCAUGAAGAGAUUUCAAAAAAGAAUACAAAAAAAAAUAUAUAUUUUGGCAGAAAUGUUCAUCGUUGUUAUUUUGGUAAGAAAAAAAAAUGUGUCAAAAGGAACUUCUUGGACAUAAAGUGAAAAAGUUUAGAUGGAAAAUAGUGGAAGAAGAAAGUGAAUAUAUAUUUUAUUAGCCAGCUGGAUUUGGGGCCGUUUAAUAGACAUAACAAUUAUAGAUAAAUUGAGAAUGUUAUUGAUAAUAAUUCCGAUUGAAGACAUCCAUGUUAAUAAGACGUUGAGGCGUAAGUUAAUAUUGAUCUACUCGUACUAUCGACUUAAUCGUGAGAAGUAUUCUUAGCUUGUGUGCAAUUAUAUUGUGGGUGUCGAAGAUGAAAUGUCCUCUUUUUUUUAUUAUACACUGAAAAUAUGAUCAUAUCUUAUAUAUAUAUAUAUAUAUAGUCAGAUUUUCCCGCUCUACGAAGGCUGUUUCGGUGAAGGAAAUUUCAUUCUGUACUUAUCAGAAAUGCCAAAUUUAUCACUGAAUGUCAAAGUUUCACACUAAAAGUUUAAUAAUAAUAUUCCACAGGAAGUUUGCAUUGUAAUUGCAUAAAUGUAACUGAAAAAUUGAAACUGUUUUAUCAACCACAAACCAAAGGUUUCGUAUAAGUUCAUGUUCAGGUGAAAAAUAUAUUACUGUAUGUACACAAAAAAA